AUGGCUCCCCAAAUCACCGUCCUCGGCUCCCUCAACAUCGACCUGACGUCCUACGUCCCCCACCACCCCCUGCCGGGCGAGACCCUCACCUCGAACUCGGUCGUCAUCUCCCCGGGAGGCAAGGGCGCCAACCAGGCCGUCGCCUGCGCCAAGCUCUCCCGCCCCCGCGAGUCCCCCUCCGACGCCGCCACCGAGUCCGCCUCCGUCUCCAUGAUCGGCGCCGUCGGCAACGACUCCUACGGCUCCCUCCUCCUCUCCCACCUCGCCGGCUACGGCGUCCGCACCGACCGCGUCACCGUCGGCGACGACCUCAAGACCGGCAUGGCCAUCAUCGUCGUCGACGAACCCACCGGCCAGAACCGCAUCAUCCUCGCCCCCGAGGCCAACCACGCCGUCGUUCCCGAGUCUUUCGGCUCCCUUCCCGAGACCCUCUCCCCCAAGCCCGACCUGCUGGUCAUGCAGCUCGAGGUGCCCCUCGAGACCGUCCUCGCCGCCCUCCGCUCCGCGAAGACCGCCGGCGUCCCCGUCCUCCUCAACCCGGCACCCGCCCAGCGCCUCCCCGACGAGGCCUUCGACGGCCUCGCCCACCUCGUCGUCAACGAGACCGAGGCCGCCAUCCUCUCCGGCUGCAAGGAGUCCGACCUCGACACCCUCGACGGCCUCAAGCGCGUCGGCGAGUGGUUCAUCGCGAAAAAGGUAGAGAACGUCAUCAUCACCCUCGGCGGCCGCGGCGUCUACUACGUCAACAAGGAGGGCUCCUCCGAGCUGAUCCCCGCCGAGAAGGCAAAGGUCGUCGACACCACCGCCGCCGGCGACACCUUUGUCGGUUCCUACUGCGUCUCUGCCGUCGCCGCCCAGGCCGAGGGAAAGACUUUUGAUAUCGCCCAGAGCAUUCGUAGGGCCAACCACGCCGCGGCCAAGACCGUCGAGCGUAAGGGCGCGCAGACCUCCAUUCCCUGGAGGGAUGAGCUCCAGUAA
Colletotrichum karsti is the source of this 978-nucleotide messenger RNA. RefSeq names its product ribokinase. Gene Ontology annotation, molecular function: ribokinase activity. The transcript has a single exon. The record is from RefSeq and is a predicted model, not a curated record. Gene Ontology annotation, biological process: D-ribose metabolic process. Bases 1 to 978 code for a protein of 325 amino acids. NCBI's taxonomy places the organism in Eukaryota, Fungi, Ascomycota, Sordariomycetes, Glomerellales, Glomerellaceae.